AUGGUACGCUCGGGGCAGCCCCCACUAACACGCUUCUCCAUCUUCCCCCCUCCCCCGUUUCUAAAGGUUUGGUUCAAGAACCGCAGAGCCAAAUGGAGGAAGAGAGAGAGGAACCAGCAGGCCGAGCUGUGCAAGAACGGCUUCGGGCCGCAGUUCAAUGGCCUGAUGCAGCCCUACGACGACAUGUACCCCGGGUAUUCGUACAACAACUGGGCGGCCAAGGGCCUCACCUCUGCCUCCCUCUCCACCAAGAGCUUCCCCUUCUUCAACUCCAUGAAUGUCAACCCGCUGUCCUCCCAGAGCAUGUUUUCCCCUCCCAACUCCAUCUCCUCCAUGAGCAUGUCCUCCAGCAUGGUGCCCUCGGCGGUCACCGGCGUGCCCGGCUCCGGCCUCAACAGCCUGAACAACUUGAACAACCUGAGCAACCCCUCCCUCAACUCGGCGGUGCCCACGCCGGCCUGUCCAUACGCCCCUCCGACGCCUCCAUACGUUUAUAGGGACACGUGUAACUCGAGCUUGGCCAGCCUCAGACUCAAAGCCAAGCAGCACUCCAGCUUUGGCUACGCCAGCGUGCAGAACCCCGCGUCCAACCUGAGCGCCUGCCAGUACGCCGUGGACAGGCCCGUGUGAGCCCAACCCAACCCCACUGCCACGGACUGAGCUGUGCUGGAGAGCGGUGGGCACCGUGGAGGAGGAGAGGGGGAAAACAGAGAGGCGAAAGAGGAGAGAAGGGAGUAAAGGAAACCACUGAAAUGAGAUAGUUCCUUUGUUUUCAAAGGGCCUCCUACAGAUCGGGAGAUCUUCGCUAAGAGUAUUUCAGCAGUUACAAGGACA
Messenger RNA from Phasianus colchicus (ring-necked pheasant), 834 nucleotides. Lineage: Eukaryota; Metazoa; Chordata; Aves; Galliformes; Phasianidae. The record is from RefSeq and is a predicted model, not a curated record.